AUUAUUCUAUGGCAAAAGAUUCCAACAAGUGUUUUCCCACCCAUGAAAGCAAAGUUGAUGGGCAAACACUUGUGUGUUUUCCCACAAGUCAGAAAGGAAGCAAAGCCAUCAAGAUAAUAGCUUAGAUGCUACUCAAGAUAACAUCAAAAUAAUAGCUUAGAUGCUGCUCAAGAUAGCAUCAAGAUAGCUUAGAUGCUACUCAAGAUAGCUUAGAUGCCACUCAAAGAAUCUGUUCUGUUAUAGUUAGGAGGAAAGAAUUACUUGCAAGGUCCGGAAGCGAAGUGAGAGAUUUGAUAUCCUCAUUUAUCUUGUUCAUAACUUGGUCCACAAAUCGCACCAUCCUAAUUCCUUUCUUCCCAAAUCAAUCGGAGAGACUCUUUGCAGCCUGGAGUAAUGGCUCAGGUGCUUCUCUCAGCCUUGCUAUCGGUGGUGGUGAAGAAGACAACCGACCAUGUUCUCCAACAGUUUGGAGUGAUGUGGGGCAUCCAAAAGAAGCUAAAAAAGCUGGAAAGAAAUCUGUUGGCAAUCCAGUCCAAACUUGGAGAUGCAGAGGAGCGACAAGUCAAGGAUGCGGCUGUGAAGAGCUGGUUGGGGGAUCUGAAGGAUGCAGCCUACGAAGCAGACGACAUCCUGGAUGAGUUCAAUGUCGAAGCAAUGCGGCGGAAGGCAGAGAUUCAGGUUGAUAUGACAAAAAAGGUGCGCAGCUUCUUUUCUCUUCAUAAUCCAGUUUGGUUUCGUUUUAAGAUGGGGCGAAAGUUGAAUGCUAUUGUUGAAGAAAUAGAGAAUCUAGUAGAGGAGGGAAAUAAAUUUGGUUUCAAGGUCGAAACCCAACCACAAACGAGGGACAGGCCACAAACUUACUCCUAUGUUGAUGAGUCAGAGGUCAUUGGUAGGGAGGAAGAUAAAGAAAGAAUAGUGAAGUUGCUACUGGAUCAUGAUACCAACCAGAAUGUUGCAGUCCUUCCCAUAGUUGGGAUGGGGGGUUUGGGUAAGACCACACUGGCCCAAUUGAUUUACAAAGAUGAGAGGGUGGAGAAACAUUUCCAGCCGCUCAUAUGGGUCUGUGUGUCGGAUGAGUUCCAUGUUGAGAAACUUGCUAAAGCAGUAAUAGCUUCAGCCACAGGGAAAGAGUGCGAGCUAUCAACCAUGGAGUUGUUACAACGCCGCCUUCGAGAAGUUGUAAGUGGGAAGAGGUACUUACUUGUAUUAGAUGAUAUUUGGAAUGAGGAUCAGGCAAAGUGGGAUCAGCUAAGAACUUUACUAGAAACUGGAGGAGAAGGGAGCAGGAUUGUUGUGACCACACGAAGUGAGCUGGCAUCGUCGAUAAUGGGUACCCUCGGCCCUUAUCGCCCAUCGUAUUUGACUGAGGAUGACUCCUGGGCAUUGUUUAGAAGGAGAGCAUUUGAAGGGGGAGCAGAAGAGCCUCAAAAUCUCGUAAACAUCGGCAAGGAGAUUGUCAAGAAAUGUGAUGGGUUGCCUCUGGCAGUGAAGACACUGGGGGGCUUAAUGCAUUCCAAGAGCCAGGAAUGGGAAUGGUUGUCCGUGAGGGAUAGCGACAUUUGGGAUCUGCAGGUCGGUGAAGAUGGGAUAUUGCCAGCACUAAGGUUGAGCUACAGUGAUUUGCCUUCCCAUUUAAAACAAUGCUUUGCUUUUUGUGCCAUAUUUCCGAAGGAUUAUGAGAUGGAAAAGGAUGUGUUGAUUCAACUAUGGAUGUCCAACGGAUUCAUUCCAACCGAUGGAAGAAAGGAGUUGGAGGACAAAGGGCAUGAGAUUUUUAAUGAGUUGGCUUGGAGAUCUUUCUUUCAGGAUAUCAAGGGAGCUGAGGAGCGGUAUCCUUUCUCACCCUGGCGUGAACUUUAUUAUAACACAACAUGCAAGAUGCAUGACCUCAUGCACGAUCUGGCACGAUCCAUUAUGGGGAACGAAUGCCUGGACCCUGCCAGGCGGGAAGAUAUAUCUCAGAAAACCCGUCACUUGUGUACAUCUAGGAAAGUUCAAUUGAAUAAUUAUCCAAAUAUUCGCACUCUCCAAUGCAGGGGACUCUCUGCUAGCAUUCCUGCAAGUUCGUCCUUGAGAGCAUUGGAUCUACAUUGUAGUGAUAUCACACGGCUGCCUCUUCCACUUGGAUAUUUGAAACAUCUGAGAUACCUCAACCUCUGUGGUACCGAUAUUGAGGCAUUACCGGAUGCCACCAGCACACUUUUCAAUCUACAAACUUUAGAACUCUCUGCCUGCUGGAACCUACAUAAGCUGCCCGAAGACAUGAGAAAUAUGAGUAGCCUGAGGCAUCUCUACAUUGACAGAUGUCCUAGUCUGAAGCAGCUGCCAGCAGGUAUCGGGCAAUUGAGCAGCCUGCGAACAUUGACCAAAUACAUCGUAGGCAAUGAUGAUGAAAGGCGUAUUGGUGAGUUGAAUAGCUUAAAUCUCGGUGGCCUUCUAGAGCUGUAUAACCUGAGGAAUGUGAGGGAUGCAGCAGAUGCUAAAAAAGCUAAUCUUAGUUCCAAACAAAACCUUAGCUCAUUAAUAUUAUGCUGGGAUUUGAGUGAGUGGGAUCUCCCAGGCUAUACAAAAGGUGCUGAAGAUGAUUUGCCAGCAACAAAUGCUGAAGAGGUGUUGGGAGCCCUUAGACCUUAUGGUGGCUUAAAGCUGCUGACAGUAUGGUGCUACGGGGGUGGCAGCUUUCCAAUGUGGAUGAUGGACUCUCUAUUGCUGCAAAAUGUAGUUGAAAUCCAUCUAGGAGUUUGCACAAGAUGUCAACAUCUCCUGCCUUUGUGGCAGCUACCUUCUCUCAAAUUUCUCAACUUGUUUAACAUGCAUAACGUCAAGCACAUUUGCGGCAGCACCAUCUAUAGCAAUGCAAGUAAUGGCACAGUGCGAGCAUUCCCCUCACUGAAAACACUGGCGUUGGAUACGAUGCAGAGCUUGGAGAAGUGGUCAGAGUUUGAAGGAACUGCAGAGGUCACGUUGGUUUUCCCUCACCUUGCUGAGCUUGAGAUCAUUAAUUGCCCAAAUUUGAAGACCAUGCCAGAGCUACCAUCUCUCCAAAGUUUAGUAAUGAACCGUAGUCUGACGACACUCUCUUCCCUUACUUCUCUCCUCACUUUGAGGAUAAAAUAUUGUGAUGAUCUGGUCUACUGGCCGGAGGGCCUGAAAUCACUGAAGAAGUUAAGUAUCUGCGAUUGCAACAAGUUGGUUGGCCCGUCACCUUUGCCAUUAUCCCCGUCAUCAUCAGGGGAUGGAGAGCUCCUACCAAUCCUGGAAGAGCUGGAUAUUAUAAAUUGUAAUGGUCUGCUGGAAUUGCCCAAGUUGCCUGCUUCCCUCAGAUCACUGAGUGUUGACAGCUGCCCCAAAUUGAAUUUCUUGACGGAAGCCCUGCGACUCCUACCAAACCUGGAAGAGCUGAAUAUUACAUAUUGUGAUGGUCUGCUGGAAUUGCCCAAAAUGCCUGCUUCCCUCAGAUCAUUGUGUGUUAACAGCUGCCCCAAAUUGAAUUCCUUGACGGAAGGCCUGCGACACGUACCAAACCUGGAAGAGCUGUAUAUUAAACAUUGUGAUGGUCUGCUGGAAUUGCCCAAGUUGCCUGCAUUCCUCAGAUUACUGAAUUUUGACUCCUGCCCCAAAAUAAAUUCCUUGACGGAAGGCCUGCGACAUGCCACUUCCCUUCAGAGUGUCAGCAUUUCAGAUUGCCCAAGCCUGACUUCUCUGUCGAUAGAUCUGGGGCACCUAACAACACUCAAGAAGAUGGAUAUCAGGAAGCUUCAUGGCUUGGAAUCUUCGCCACAAGGGCUGGGACACCUCGCUGCACUCGAGUCUCUAAAGAUCAGCAGUUGCAGCAAAUUGUCAUCUCUGCCAGAAGAGAUGCAGGGCCUCACUGCCCUUCAGGAUCUGUCUAUUAGCCAUUGCCCUCGGCUGUCAUCACUCCCAGAAGGUCUUCAACGACGACUCCCCGGCCUUCGAUAUCUGCUCAUUAAAGGGUGCCCCAACCUAGAGAGACAGUGCAAGAGAGGAGGACCGUAUUGGGACCUCAUCUCACGCAUCCCAAUUACCGAAAUAUCAUCUGAGAGGAGGAGCAACUUCAACACAUUCCUUCCUUCCUUUUCUUGCUUUAGAAGACCAUCUACAGCUUAAUGUUAUCCCAGUCCUUUCCAGUGAUGUUUUCUCACAAACUUUGGCACUUCUCUGGUUAAUAUGGAAGGAGGAAAAAGAAUGGAGUUAAAAGAGUAUUUUCUUGGAAGAGGGCAGCCAUGAAGGCCUUGAUGUUUUCUUGCCACUCUUUGGCAUUUUUCUGGGCAGUGAAUUAGUAAGCUUCAAGAGAAACAGAAGCUGAAUUCCUUGUUACUGGCACCUCUGUUUCUGAUAUUGGGCACAGAUACUAGAUAGAUGAUCCUAGAGGUAAAAUCUACAGGGUAGAUUGCAUGACAAUUCCUCUCCUUUUUGUGUCCUUUAUAUAUUUCAGGAAAUGUAGCUUUGCUGCUCCCUAGAAGUUACUGCUAUUUGUUCUGUUUUCUUUGGGGUUUGUUUCUAUGCCUACACCUCUAUUGCAUGUAAUUCAAUUACAGGUUGCAAUUAGAAAUGCUGCAAUUGAAGUUGUUGUUGUGAAAACUGUUUCUAUUUGAUUUUUAUAUAUUUGAAAAUUGUAAAUACAAUUGCAGCUAUUUGAUCGUAUAAUGUUGUAA
Phoenix dactylifera (date palm) is the source of this 4676-nucleotide messenger RNA. Its product is annotated as putative disease resistance protein RGA4. Gene Ontology annotation, molecular function: ADP binding. The record is from RefSeq and is a predicted model, not a curated record. NCBI's taxonomy places the organism in Eukaryota, Viridiplantae, Streptophyta, Magnoliopsida, Arecales, Arecaceae.